CUUCUCAAGAAAUCGAUUUUCCCUCGACUUUGUAUGAACCAUGGAGGUUGAUUACGGUGGAUUUUCUAUCAGAGAGUACACGAAGAAGGUAAGGAGUGAAAACGUGCGGAAAUGCUGGCCGUUCGCCGGAGAUCUUAUUCAGUCGUUUCUUCCUCCGAUUACUGUCUCCAAGUUCCGGUGGUGGUCGCAUGAGCUAGCUUCUCUGCUUACGAAAUCUCCGGUCUCUGUUGAUGAUUCUCAUCAGGCCAAAGCAAAGUCUAAACCGUGUAAAAAGCGUUCCAUCAUCGAAAUUUGUACCACGGCACCGAAAAUCCAGUUAGCAGAAGAUCAUGUGGUGCACAAGAAGAUCAAAACCACGAAAUCCAAAGAUUCCGGCCAUCGGGAAUUUGCUAACAAGUAUAUUCAGGUUAAUCAAUGCAAAGAACAAGCUCAACAAAAAGUGGAUCAUGUUGGAAAAUGCAGUCUUGGGAUUAAAGAAUGCUCUGGUGUUAUGUCUCUUUGUAGCAACAAGGCUCGAUUAGUCAGUAACGAUCAUGAUUUUGAGUUUCAGAUUCCUGCAAUUUUUAAGGCAAAACGAAAAGUUUGCUUUGUGAGGAGUCCUGAUAAGUCAAAAACUCAUGUGAGUUUCUCUGAUCACGCUGGAAAUCUUUCUCAGCUGGAGAAAAGUACUGUCUCUUUAGAACUCUGCUGUUUGGAAAUGAAUAGGUUGAGUCUCUCUGGAAAUCAUUUUCAGAGGAAGAAUCACUCAUCUGUAAAUGACAAGCAAGUGAAGGUUAUGUCGACUGAUCAGACUAGUACAGUUAUGCAUUUCGAAACAAGGCAACAAUACAAGUUUCAGCCUGCGGUUUCAAAAUCUGACUUGUCUUGUUUCCUUGGACCACAGCUUAGUUUACAGGAAAGAGUAAAGGAUGCAUUGGAUUUGGAGAGAAAGGAACAUGUUGCUCAACCUAUUCAAUCGUUUAUCUCUACUUCGAGUGAGAGUCCGUACAGAGCUUGUCCUUCUUUUUCUCAACCUGUGUCAGCUGAUAUGCACCGCGGGACAUUGCUGUACCAAUCACCUUUUGAUCCACUUCUUGUCGAAUGGAUGCAAAAAGAAGCUUUAUAUAGACAAAGGCAUGUGGGAGAGGCAAUCUUAGGGUUCCCUCUAAAUUUAGAGGGUGAACUAGUUGACGCAAAUGGAGAGGCUUGUAGAAGUUUUGAUCGGUCAGGUUUAUGUACUAGUUCCUCUAAAUCUGCAUCUGCAGGGAAUGAUUUUUUACUUGGAAAUUUAGUGGACUUUUCCAGUGAAAAGAAGCAUUCAACUGAGCCAGCACUUGCCAAAGACAGUGCAGCUCGUAAUGAGAAACGCCACAAGUACUUUCCUGCUAGGUUAGGCCUUGAUGAGACCUUUACAGAGAAAGCAUAUUUCACAAACACUAAUGAUGGAGAGUGCGGCUACACUGUACAUUCAUCGGUUUCUGAAGUCAAUCCAAGGAGCCACACAAUCAAUAUGUCAAAACAGAGUUGUGUCAAACAGAACCUAAAUAGUGGAAAGGUGAUUUCAAAGCGUGAUGGUUUGUGUUUACAAAACACUCAAGCAACAAUGCGGCUGAUGGGUCAGGAUGUUUCUGUCAGCACAAGAACGGGCGAUAGGUUCAUAGCACCGGAUGCUUCUAUAGAUUAUUCCUCUCUGUGGAGCCAUACUCACCAGAGCUGGCUAUGUCAAAGGACAACACUUGAGGUUUCAAUGAGUCAUUCAACCUCAACAUUGGAUAAGAAUUGCAACAGAGCUUUGCUACGUGAUACUUCAAAGGAUCCCUUUCCUUUGUUUCGUGAACCACAUGUCAGCUUGGCUUCUCAAUCCAGAGCAUAUGUAGUUCCUGAAUCAAUCCUGAAUCCAUGUUGCUCGCUCGCGUCUCUUCCAUUGUCUGAUAAGGAUCUCAACUUCCAUGGAUCUGGUUUAGGGCUACCAAACAGUUUCACAUUCAGCCAGCAACAACUACCUUUUCCAUCUAAUUACAACAAUGUUGAUAUUGGUCUCCUACCUGAUGCUAGAAAACCAUCUUUCGGAUUGCCUUUCUCGUGCGCAGAUUCUACUAGACGGUCACAGGCUCCUUGGCCUCAAAGUUCAUUUGACAACUCUUGUUCUGAAUUGUCUUUCAUCAACCCCAGCGAGCAACUAACGUCCUUCUAUGGGUCAAGUUUAUCUUCGUCCAUAAUAAACGUUGGAACUACAAAUAAGCGGGUAGCACCCAUAGAGGAGUAUCCAAUGAAGAACCAUAAGAUCCCCAAGUUGCUGCCAAUGCAAGAUGGCUUAAAUUAUGUUAAAGAUUUUCUUUGCAGGCCAGCAAAUUAGGAAAUCACUAAUCUAGGAGUCUAAGGGUAUAUAACCUUGUAAUUGUUUGAACCAUCCCUUGUGUGUUUUAUGAAUUAUUUGGUGAUAAUGCCUUACUUGGAAUGAAUUGCUGUGCAUCAU
Messenger RNA from Arabidopsis arenosa, 2455 nucleotides. Lineage: Eukaryota; Viridiplantae; Streptophyta; Magnoliopsida; Brassicales; Brassicaceae. The record is from the annotation of a GenBank genome assembly.